This is a messenger RNA of Vigna umbellata (rice bean), 3508 nucleotides long. Its product is annotated as nuclear factor kappa-B-binding protein. NCBI's taxonomy places the organism in Eukaryota, Viridiplantae, Streptophyta, Magnoliopsida, Fabales, Fabaceae. Gene Ontology annotation, cellular component: Ino80 complex. The record is from RefSeq and is a predicted model, not a curated record.
CCUCGAUGCUCUCUCUUAAUAAUACCAAACCUUCUAUCACUCUCUCUCUACAUUUCUCUCUCCACCUCUUCGAUUUUUCUCUCUCUUUCGCUCUGCCCUCGCUCUUAGGGUUUCGCUGCUUCGGAUGCGCAAGGAGUGGCACUUUGAAGUCGUUUAUGGAUGAAAGAUGUUCAUUAGAAGUCAAGAAGGUGGUGUUUUACUAUAUUUUGGUAUAGUGUGUUUUUGAAGAAUUGUUCUCGUGUCCAUGGCUGCUGAUCAAAGGAGAAAACGAGUUAAUGGUGCAAACAUUGCUGGUUAUGGUUCCAGAGAGCAACAAAGGAUCAAAAGGAAGAAUUUGGGAUUAGUUCAAAAUGAUUUAAACAUGAGAUCUCACAUCUCUGUUGAGUGGGAUGGUAAUCAGAAAAAAGUUGUUGCUAAGAGGGAACAGGUUGGCAUCAGUUGGAGACAAACCAAACCAUUUAUCAAUUCUGUUGCCAAUGGUCACAAACUCGUGGCAGAUGUGCUUACAGUGCCUCAAGAAAUUUUUGACUUAGACAACUUAAGUGAUGUGCUUUCAUACGAGGUUUGGAUGACCCAUCUUUCAGAAAAUGAGAGAAACCUUCUCAUGAAUUUUCUUCCUAGUGGCUUUGAGCCACAUCAAGUUGUGGAAGAUUUGCUUGCUGGGAUUAACUUCAACUUUGGAAACCCCUUCACGAAAUGGGGUGCUUCGCUUUGUUUAGGUGAUCUUCAUCCAGAUAUGAUUGUUUACCGGGAACAGCAUCUUAAAUCUCUAAAGAGGGAAUACUACUCGCACAUACAUAAUUAUCACAAUGAUAUGAUAGGAUUUCUGUCCAACUUGAAGCAAAUCUGGCAAAACUGUAAAGAUCCAGAAAAGGAGAUUGUGCAAAGGAUAUGGAGGUCAAAACGUGUAGAGAAAAGAAUACCCUCAAAAGUUAUUGAAUCUAGAGUUUAUGAUCAUGAUGGGAAUGUUACAGGGACAUCUGAGUCAAUCUCCUGGGAUGCAGAGGAUAAAGCAUGCAGUAGUGACAACCAAAUUUCCUCACUGAGAAAUGAUGAUAAACUUCAAAGAAGGGUGCUUGAAAAGGACAUUGUUAAAGGUAAGUCCAGAAAUUUGAUGGAUACUUUGGACAGAGUGCCUAAUGUGGGAGAAAAGCCCAAGACAGGAGACAAACUGCCCAAACGUAACAGUCAUUCUAGUGAUGGAGACAAAUACAUGUCAUAUAUCAAGAUUAGUAGGCAGCAGCAUGAACUUGUUAAGAAUAUGAAGCAGUCUGGUAAAAGCAUUCAAUCUAGGUCCCUUAACCGUGUUUUGGGUAACCUUGAAAAAAUUAAUGUACAACCAUACAAUAUAUUUGUCAAAGAGGAAAAGAAGAAGUUGCAGGAGCGUUGGUUGCUACUAGUAAACAAAGACCUCCCUGAAGCAUAUGUGAAUUGGAAAGAGAGACAGAGACAAAGACAUGCUGUGAUAAACUCUUUGGUGGCAGAGAUGAAGGAUAGAUCAAAUUCAUUCAUAGAGGAAGAGGAUGAUGUAAACUCAGGUAGUGAACUUAAGGAUCAGGAUGAUAUGAAUUCAGGGAGUGAACUCCAUGAUCAUGUCACGGGCAACAUUAAUUCAGGGAGUGAACUUCAUGAUCAGGAUGAGGACAUGAACUCUGGGAGUGAACUUCAGGAUCAGGACAAUGACAACAUGAACUCAGAGAGUGAACUUCAGGAUCAGAAUGAGGAUAGCAUAAGCUCUGGAGGCAAGCCGAAGGAUCAGAAUGAUGAUAAAGUCAAUGCAGGAGGUGAGGUACAGGAUCAGAAUGAAGAUCAGGGGGAGGAUAGCGUAAACUCAGGUGAUGAGCUUCAGGGUCAGGUGAAGGAUGGAGAUCAGUCUGACUUGAAGGAUGAUGAAGAUUUUAUUUCUAGGUCCCCCGAGCAUCAGUCCCUGCACAAUUCUUAUGUUGGUGGUGAUGACGAGUUCAACCCCAUGACUGUGGAUACAGAAAAGAAUCUUCUUUUAUCAAAAUCAAAUAAUACUUCACCGAAUAAAGAUGGGUAUUCAAGGAAUAUGAACUCUCGGGAUGUUUCUGUUGAUGAAGGAACGCCUUUCUCUUCCAGUGGUGAUGUCUGGCAAGGAGUUGAAAUGCCACACUCAUACUAUGAUUCUGCAGUGACUCAUGAGUACACUGCCAGUGGGUUAUCAUUGGCUAAUCCUCAAGCCAGUGAAGAGCAGCCAACCCGUAUAAUUGAUCUUGAAACUGAUUUGUGUCAAGAGACCGGGAAAGAGUUGUUAGGUAGGCAAUUAGAUGAUGGUACCUUCAGCUCUUACCAAAUCCAGGAUCGAAGUGUCUUACUUCCAUCUCUCUUUAAAGGCGAGGGGCUGUUACCGUAUCAUCGUCAACAGAAAGGAGCUGAUUUAGAGUUCCAGACUUCUAACAAUGUUAUGAUGGGUGAUGGUCAAUUUUCCAGUCAUUUCAAGGAGCCCUUACAAACGUCACUGACAUUGGACCAGGGCCGCAGGAGAGCUACUGAGGUUUUCAUGCCAGAAAACAUGUCACAUAAUAUUUAUUCAGAUGGAGGAAGGUACUCAAUCCCCAGGCAAGAUCCAAUGAUCCCCAGACAAGAACAAUUAGUACCCAGGCAAGAUCCAAUAAUCUCCAGACAAGAACAAUUAAUGCCCAGGCAAGAUCCAUUGGUUGCAGUAAAUAUGACGGAUUGGACUUCUAAUAAUGCUCGCAUAGCUGGGCCUUCCCAAUCUCACUUAAAUACUGGAGAUUUUAUUGGUAAUCAUUGGUUUCCUGCCGAUCAACAAAUUCGUGGUGGCUGGAACGGAUCUGACAGUGGUAGUCUUUCAAGUCAAAGUCUUGGCACUGGAGCUAGCUCUGAUCAGAGUUUAUUUAGUAUUCUGUCAGAGUGUAAUCAAUUACGUUCAGGUAGCUCUUAUGAUUCAGUUAGAAAUACUGACCAGUUUGUUGCACACAGAACUUAUGGAUUAGUAGAUGCAGGUACGCCAAGGGUGAACACAAUUGGACCACCGGCGGCUUCUCAUCCAUUAGAUUACUUCACCGGACGUGAAGCAGCCAGUGGUCUGGUGCCUGAUGAUAUGACAUGGAUGAGCUUGCCACAUCAGAAUUCAUCAUUACAUGAUCAAAUGGGAAAGCCAUACCUAAGAUCAUGGAACCGGUAGUGAAUGUUUUACCAAAUGUUAGCUAUGUAAGCUUGACAGUGAGAAGAAGUGCACAGUUGUCCAUGUGAUAGAAUUUUGACUUAAGCAAGAUCCAGAGAAGGUGGGUACACACAUACCCUGUAAGAUGAGAUAGGUUUCUGUACAUACCUAUACUGAGACCAACUCAACACCAUGUACAUAUCUAGAUAUUAGAUGCGCAGGAAAGAAACCAAGGUUAUUAGGCAAGUUACAUAUUUUAUUCUUAUUUUUUAUUUAUUUUUUUCUUUGCUUCUAGAGAGACAUUCUUUAAUAAUUUUGGAAGUAAGAAAUGCUGGAGGCUGCUCCCUCUUUUUUGAGUCA